CCAAGCGCGUUCGCCAGCGAAUACUCCCACCUGCUACUCUCUCGUGGAAUCGGACUCCGAUCACCAACUUCUAUCGCUGCCCAGAGAGCACACCUAGCCCGCCAGGACCAGACGACGAAUGGCUCCCAAUCGAGCGCAUCCACAUCCCGAAAAGCUCUGCAGAGCAAUUCCUCCGCUCCGAAUGGCGUCAGCACAAGACACAAAGACCGUCCUUCGAAUAAAGGCCCAGAUACAAUUGAUACCAAGGGUGCGCUGCAUCACAUAAUUGGUCAGGAAAGGGUAUGCAAGAACCAGCUUGCCGUAACAGUGCGCAAACACUUCAACAGCGCCGGUCUUGCGGAACAGGAAGCUAUUGCGCGGUUCUUGUACAAAGUCCGUGAAGAAGGCAGAGGACGACACUUCCGUCUCAGGUUCCAGCCAUAGUUCCUACACCACUCCUUCUAUGACUUCGCCUCUCCCUUCUAUCACCUACCUCCGAACCCGGAAGAAUCAUCCCGGACCUGCGGAUAGCUCGUGAGCAUAACCUCGGUUCAUUGUGCUUCUGGCCUUGAGCACAAUCUUUAACGGGAUCGGAUUUGAAUCUGCUCCAGAACUCUACGCCCUCCAUUCUCCCUACUCUUCACCCUCGAAACAUCCCUCCUUUCACCGGUCAUCGGGCAUCCUAGUUCCUUUACCUUUUCAUGAUACCCAUUGGUGCUAGCUCAGAUAAGUACUUCUUUCUUACUCCUUUUGAUUGUUUCCUCUGUUAUUCUGGUCUGUCCCCGAGAGGUCAUUGCUUGCUGUAUGUUACCUUUGAGCCUUAUCUGCUUCCAAGCUUCUGCCAUGUCGGCUAUCUUGUAUGCCGCAUUAGACCCUCGCCAUCAGUGCACUGCUCCUUUUCCUUCUUUGGCUCAUAUACUUGUACAUUAUCACUCGGAAAUCGGAGAUAUCGGCGUUUUUAUCUUCCUCAUAUCUUUGUUUAGAGAUCAAUGGCAAUAAUAUACC
Molecule: messenger RNA, 984 nt
Organism: Aspergillus welwitschiae
Lineage: Eukaryota; Fungi; Ascomycota; Eurotiomycetes; Eurotiales; Aspergillaceae
Exons: 1
Coding region: 681-962 (93 amino acids)
Source: RefSeq, a predicted model, not a curated record